Molecule: messenger RNA, 1320 nt
Organism: Aureobasidium namibiae CBS 147.97
Lineage: Eukaryota; Fungi; Ascomycota; Dothideomycetes; Dothideales; Saccotheciaceae
Exons: 1
Coding region: 1-1320 (439 amino acids)
Source: RefSeq, a predicted model, not a curated record
AUGUCGCAGCUUUCUCAGCACAGGCAGAGGGUGCCAUCGUUGGGCAUUGUAGCGACGCAUGGAAGAGGCGCGGCGCUGCCCUCUAGACCGAGCCCGCUAUCUUCGCAUCCACCCACACCUGUCGAAUUUGUCGGAGCGACUGGCAGCAACAGCUACAGCAGCAGCGAGCAAGACAGUCGCGACUACAACUGCCAUCUGCCAACUGCCAAUCACAGCAGAAACGCAUCUGCAAGCACAUGGUCGCUGCCGUUUCAGUCGCCUAGCAACACUUCGACCACCACCUUCCCGAGGAAGCAUCCGAGCAGCAAUUUCUCCACGCCCGAUCUGCUUUCUGCUUCACACUCGUCGACCGACUCCCUGUACCGACAAAACACCAAUUCUUUUGCCGGCAGCUCCUCUCAACUGCAUCAUCUACCAUUGGCUUAUCAGUUGACCAACCACGACCCAUCAAACAAGCUCGACCUCGCCAACGUCCACACAAUGUCGCACUCCGACAACUCCCGUCAUGACAGUUUCGGCUCCCAGCUGCCUGUGCCCAAAGGCCCUACCAACAAUGGCCGUCGUAGAUCGAUUAGCAUGCAAAAGCUGUUUUCGCUGUCGAGUUUGAAGAGCAGUUUCGGCAACUCUCGCACCUCGCUCGUCUCGACUCCUUCUUCACAGAACCCUCCACAAACCGCCUCUUCCGAUCGUCCGACCUCCGACAGCACUACCAGUUCCAGAGGCGUCAAGCGCGCCGCAGAAGAGGAUUAUGUCGUCGUUAAGCAUGGCCAGGACAACAGUCUUCAGCCGCCCUUGAGGAAGAGGAAAAGUAGUUCGUGGUUCUCUCGCAGAAAGAGCGGUCUCUUCACCUUCAACUCUCACAACAGUGAUUCUGCCGUAGUCGACGACGAUAUGCCACAGGGUCCUGAUGCAAUGGUGCUGGACGAGCCGGAAAUCGUCCGUCCCACCAUCGAGCACACACAAACCAUCCAGAGCGACUCUUCGAGCGAAAGACCAGCGAGCCUCUACAACACACAAACCACACAGCUUCCCCCAGUUCUACCGCCGCUGUCACCCAUGUCCAAGACCCAGACACAGUCUUCGCAGUACUCCGAGGCCACCCAAGCCACUCAAGCCCAGAGGAUCGAGCGUCCUGUUUCACACCGCACAUUCAGCUCGCAAAGCAGAGUCAGUCGCUCGUCUUCUCAACGUCGACCUGGAUACUCUCCUUCAGCACGAGAGGCAUUUUCACCUCCACCUACGUUGCCCGAGCUCACUAGAAUCGAGACAUCGUUUGGCGACUCGGAUAUGGAUGAUCUGUUUGCACAGUUCGGACGCUAG